This is a messenger RNA of Paralichthys olivaceus (Japanese flounder), 1975 nucleotides long. RefSeq names its product tumor necrosis factor receptor superfamily, member 1B (gene tnfrsf1b). The record is from RefSeq and is a predicted model, not a curated record. Gene Ontology annotation, molecular function: tumor necrosis factor binding; tumor necrosis factor receptor activity. NCBI's taxonomy places the organism in Eukaryota, Metazoa, Chordata, Actinopteri, Pleuronectiformes, Paralichthyidae. Gene Ontology annotation, biological process: positive regulation of myelination; extrinsic apoptotic signaling pathway; positive regulation of membrane protein ectodomain proteolysis.
UUGAAAAAAUGAUCAGCGCAGUACACACUGUGGUCUCUGUAUCCUCUCCAGUCUUUAAUUUGCUCUAAAGCAGCCAUGAAGGAAAUACGUGCACUUCUACUUCUGCUGUGUGUCCGAACCACCACGGCCUAUAGAUUGGACUCCGAUGGAAAGUGUCACAACUCGACAACAGAGUACCGGGAACAAGACCUGUGUUGUAAGAAAUGCCCUCCUGGACAGCGACUGAUUCAGAAGUGCUCUGACGCCACUGAGAGCGUGUGUAAACAAUGUGACCCAGGCCAGUACAUGGAGAAGUGGAACUACGCUCAAAAGUGCUUAUCCUGUAACAAAUGCAAAUCAAAUAAAGGUCUGCAAUAUGCCCAACGCUGCUCCUCGACCACACGGACCGGGUGUGUGUGCAAGCCUGGGAUGUACUGCAUCAUGGACUUUGAUAACCCGUACUGUGCAGAAUGUAGAAAUUACAGCCAAUGUAGAGCUGGUUAUGGAGUGUCUCUGCCAGGGAAGGCGAACUCAGAUGUGAAGUGUGAACUGUGCCCUGAUGGGAUGUUCUCCAACACAAGCUCCAACACGGAAACCUGUCGGCCUCACACAGACUGUCAUGGGAAGGCUGUUGUUAGAAAAGGCAAUACUACAUCAGACACCGUGUGUGAGGAGGGGGUUGCUCCAUCAUCAUUGUUUCAAGACACAACCAAAGGGCCUCACCCUGGCAUUUUGUUUUCCACUCCAAGAACAAUAAGGAGCACAGUCUCAGCGACCCCAGACGCCACGCUGUCCGUCAGCGCUUCUGUUUCAGAUGAAGUAUUCACCCAUACAAUAAAAAGCCCACCACCAUACAAACCACCUGGAGGUUCAUUGGCUGCCAUCAUUGCCGGAGUCAUGGGAUUCAUUUUGCUUUUCAUCGCUGUUAUUCUGGUAUUCCUUUGUAAAGCAGUCAGGAGCAAAGAUGUCCCAACAUUUCAGCCAAAAGUAGAUGCAAAUGGAAACUGUGAGAGUGAUGAUAAACAGAUCACUCAGAGUCAUUUGGAGGAAACGCAGCUGAUUUCUUUCACAGUUACGUCUCCAGAACAACAGUCUCUUCUAGACAAAGCGGGAGCCUGCAAUGACUACAGUCAGUCCAGCAUCAACACCGAAACUUUAAUAAGAACAGACAGCGGUGGCAGCCACGAGUCAAUCAGCCCUUUGCAGUCCACGGUAGCCUUAAACAAUUCAUAUCCUGCUCUGUCAGAGCCCAAGAUUUUAAUUUCCAACACAGAGCCUGCCUCAUCUCAGCCCACUUUCCCCUCAGAGUCCUCCUCUCAGCCUACCAGCCCCCCUAUCAUCAGCCCCCUGACCACCAGUCCCCAUUUCAACGUCAACAUCACUGUCCACAUUGGGAACGGGUCUUGCGGGACACCGUCUGUCAUGCCCACACACUUAACAGAAUCAGACAGUUACCUCCCCUUUGGAGAGGAAGAGGAGUCCUUUAGCAUUCCACAACAAGAAGAUGGCAAACAGCCACCGAGGUCAGUGCAGGACAGUGCAAGUUAAGGUAUAUGAGUGAAAUGAGUCACCAGCAUGAAAUACUUUUUUAUGUGUAUGUCUAUAUAGAAUACUCUAAAUAAAGAUGUGAGUAUUGCCUCUCCAUUUGUGGCAUAGUGUAAGUACAAGUAAUUGCAGAUGAAAAAGGGCUGAAAAUUUGGCCAUAUCACUUUUAGAAGGGUAACAAGUGAUAAAAUCUAUAUUUUCACAUCUUUUUUUUAUGUAAGUAUUUUAUGUUAGUAUUUUAUAAUGAUUUGAUGUGCAAUUUAUCUAAUGUGAAAUAUACAGUCUGUUACAAAAGGUUCUGUGCUUAAUACAUAACUACAAAACAUAAAGUUGUUGUGUUAAAUGACUUCUAGAAUUCUUAUAGUUUUUAAGACCUUUGUGAAAAAUAUUGAAGAUCUAUGUGAACAUUUUGAGGACCUUGUAAAAACAAUAUUAAAGACCUUUGUAAAAA